GCACCACAAACCCCUUCGCUGGCACUCCAAGGCCAGGCUCGGCACCCGACACCGCCCAGGGCGCACGGGAGACUGAAGUUCCCUCGCGGUCCCGGAAUUCCCAGAAGAAGCGCCCUCGGGACCUCCCAGCGGAAGCUGGGGCGGGACGGGACGGGGCGCGGCUGGGGGGAUUUUGGUUUUUGCCUCCGCCGAGAUCGUGUGGGGCACCCAUGCGGCGGCUGGUUUGUCUCCUGUACCUUCCGCUCCUCCUGGCACAUGAGGACAGUGAGGAAGUAGUUGGCAUCAUGGGAGAAAAUUUUACUUUUCCAGUACAAAUAGACCGAAAAAUAGUGGAAAUUGUCUGGAAGAAAAACAAGGAUAAAGUGGCUGAAUGGGAAGAGCAUAACAAACCGACAUAUUUUGGUCAUCUCAUCGACAGGAGUGUACUUAUGGAGAAUGGAUCCUUGACUAUAGUUAACUUGAAGAAGGAUGAUGCUGGCACAUAUGAGUUAGUGUACCGGGUAAAUGUGGAAGAUCACCAGUUAAACUUCAAACUCAAUGUGUUAGAUUCCCUUCCAGAACCUAAAAUAAGUUGCAACACCAGUGAUGGUAAACUUGUAUUAAACUGUACAGCAAAUUUCCCGUGGCUUCUGAAUUACACUUGGAAGCUCAGUAACAAUCCACAGAGUUAUCCAAACCAGGAGCUUUCCAUCCCUUUGCAGAAUGUUGAUAUUACCACCAAUGCUACAUGUAUCAUUAAAUAUUCACAAACAGAAAGGAGCUCUGAAAUCUCUUUGAUGCAAUGCCUUCCAGAAGAAAAAGGAGACCGUUCUCACAAACGACACAGAAGUAUUCUCAUUUCCCUCUUUAUUGCAUUUGUUAUCCUAGUGGUAAUCCUAGAAUUCCUGCGCAGGAAAGGUAUAAUUACAUGUGGAAUAAAAAGAAGGACUGCUCAGAAUAACAGUCCAGUGAAUGGCUCAGGAGAACAUGAGCAACUUUUCCCUGGGAACAGCCAACAACAAUCUAAUUCAGAGGGAGCUGCGUUUUCACACACUGUUCAUUGUGAGAAUGAAAACCCUGAAGCAGACAGACCAUUGAAUGAGAAUGACAGGACCCUGAAAGACAAGCAGAUAGUUAAGAAUGGUGUAAAUCAGGAAGAAGUGACCCAGGAGGCAGAAGGUGAAAAUGGGGGGCACCCGGUCAACUCUUCCAGCUGCACUGAAGAAGAGAUGUCUCAACUCCAAAGCAGCAGCAGAAGUCAGAGGUGAAUUAGCAGCCAAGAGCAGCCAAGAUCCCAGCUCAUCAACUGUCAUACUGGUGGGACAAAGGGUGCUGAAAGCCAAGCCUCUUUCCAAUGCUCCAAGAGUGAAGCACAAGCCCUACAGACAUUAUAUGAAAAUAUGAACUAUGUCAUAUCUGUAGAAACUUGUUUUAUUGGAGAGAUGAGUACUAACAACCUUCUGUGCAUAAUCUCUGAAGGAAACAGACUGGCUUUGUAAGGGAGAGACAGAUGAGAACAAACUAUACUUGCAUAAAGGAACAACUGGAAAUAUGUUGUGUAAGAGGAGGGUCUGGCAGAAACUGAGCACUUUCUAAAGCCUGAGAACUCCUACCAGUGGCAACUUCUGUCAUUUCUGAUGGUGAACAUCCCAUGGGCUGCCAGGGCAGGGAAUGUCUCCAGACCCGCCUGAGGGCUUUCCCAGUCCAGCUGCUGCAGCAGCCUCCUCUCCCAAGCUUCUGAAGCACCAUCUGGAUGCAACAAGACGAUCAUCAAACUCCUGUUUGCCACAUCUUCAGCCCUUCCCCCACCCUAUGAAGCAUGUCUUUGAGUGAGUUCAUCAUCCUGCCUUCUCAGCAGGUGAAAAUAUCCUCCUUUUUAGCAUCCCAGGGAAGAUAUGGCAAUUGCUGAGGUGUAAUAGCAGACUUUGAACAUCCUCAAGGCUUUUGAACCUGCAUUGUCCUCUUGACACCCAUGACUUGAAUAUAGUCUGGAACUGAUUAACUUGA
Messenger RNA from Passer montanus (Eurasian tree sparrow), 1986 nucleotides. It is a transcript of the gene CD58, whose product is annotated as CD58 molecule. The transcript is spliced from 10 exons. Bases 210 to 1247 code for a protein of 345 amino acids. Gene Ontology annotation, cellular component: cell surface. Gene Ontology annotation, molecular function: signaling receptor binding. The record is from RefSeq and is a predicted model, not a curated record. NCBI's taxonomy places the organism in Eukaryota, Metazoa, Chordata, Aves, Passeriformes, Passeridae.